GGCCCGGAUAAGUAUGGCGAUCCUCGGAGCGUUUGUGUCGUUGUUCACCCCGCAGGCAGGUUCUCGGGUCACCUGGCGAGUCUGCUUCCGGGCCCGCGCUCGGCCCCGGCCCGGUUCCCUGUUCCGGUCCGUGCCCGGGGUCUGCGGGGCUGGCACGCCAUGCCGUGGGCUCGGCUCCGAGGCGGAAUCUGGUAGCUCAAAGAUCAAGAAACCUACCUUUAUGGAUGAGGAAGUCCAAAGCAUACUCAUCAAGAUGACAGGCUUAGAUCUGAAGAAGAUUUUUAAGCCAGCUAUACAAGAAGUGAAGCCACCAACUUAUAAGCUAAUGACCCAAGCACAGUUGGAAGAGGCUACAAGACAGGCAGCCGAGGCGGCUAAAGUCCGAUUAAAAAUGCCACCAGUUCUGGAAGAGCGAGCGCCAAUAAAUGACGUGUUAGCUGAAGAUAAGAUUUUGGAAGGAACAGAAACAGCCAAAUACGUGUUUACUGAUAUAUCAUAUUGCAUACCACACCGGGAGCGUUUUAUUGUUGUCAGAGAACCAGGUGGCACACUACGCAAAGCCUCUUGGGAAGAAAGGGACCGGAUGAUUCAAGUUUAUUUCCCAAAAGAAGGUCGUAGAGUUUUAACACCAGUAAUUUUCAAGGAAGAAAAGCUUCAGACCAUGUACAGCCAGGACCGGCAUGCUGAUGUCCUCAAUCUCUGCGUUGCCCAGUUUGAGCCAGAUUCUGCUGAAUAUAUCAAAAUUCAUCAUCAGACCUACGAAGAUAUAGAUAAAUAUGGAAAGUAUGACCUUUUACGUUCAACAAGACACUUCGGUGGAAUGGCUUGGUAUUUUGUAAAUAAGAAAAAGAUUGAUGGUUUACUGAUUGACCAGAUUCAGAGAGAUUUAGUCGAUGAUGCCACCAGCUUGGUCCAGCUCUAUCACAUCCUCCAUCCAGAUGGCCAGUCAGCUCAAGAGGCCAAAGAGCAGGCUGCUGAGGGAUUACAUUUAGUUAAGGUCUUUGCAGAAACAGAAGCACAGAAGGGAGCAUAUAUAGAAUUAACACUGCAGGCUUAUCAAGAUGCAUUCAUUAGCAAUUCUGCAGCUUCCUAAAAAUACUUUUUAAAUAAAUUUCAUUUUACUAAA
Delphinapterus leucas (beluga whale) is the source of this 1126-nucleotide messenger RNA. It is a transcript of the gene MRPS22, whose product is annotated as mitochondrial ribosomal protein S22. Lineage: Eukaryota; Metazoa; Chordata; Mammalia; Artiodactyla; Monodontidae. Gene Ontology annotation, molecular function: structural constituent of ribosome. The record is from RefSeq and is a predicted model, not a curated record. Gene Ontology annotation, cellular component: mitochondrial small ribosomal subunit.